Molecule: messenger RNA, 735 nt
Organism: Heterocephalus glaber (naked mole-rat)
Lineage: Eukaryota; Metazoa; Chordata; Mammalia; Rodentia; Bathyergidae
Source: RefSeq, a predicted model, not a curated record
AUGGCCGCCUCCACCAUGUCCGUCUGCUCCAGCGCUUGUACCAGGCCCUGGCAGGUGGACGACUGCCCAGAGAGCUGCUGCGAGCCCCCCUGCUGUGCCCCCAGCUGCUGCCAGCCCAGCUGCUGUGCCCUGGGCCCUGGCCUGGGCCUCAUCUGCACCCCAGUGAGCUGCGAGUCCAGCCCGUGCUGCCAGCCGGCUUGCUGCUCCUCGUCCUGCCAGCCGUCCUGCUGUGAGUCUCUCUGCUGCAAGCCUGUCUGCUGCAAGCCUGUCUGCUGCACCCCCAUCUGCUGCACCCCCAUCUGCUGCACACCUGUCUGCUCCGGGGCCUCCUCCUCCUGCUGCCAGCAGUCUGGCUGCCAGCCGGCUUGCUGCUCCUGCCCCCCCUGCCAACCAUCCUGCUGCGUGACUGUCUGCUGCAAGCCUGUCUGCUGCAAGCCCUCCUCCUCCGUGUCCCUGCUCUGCUGCCCCGCCUGCCCCCGCCCGGACUGCUGAGGCCUCUCCCUGGACCAGAAGUCCUGCUGCUGACUGGCUCAUCCCCCAGGGCCAGCGAUCUCAGGUCACCCCCAGGCCAGGCCUCUCAUGUACCCCUUAGCCUGGUCCUGACCUAGGUUACCAGGCUGUCCCCUCCCUGAGGACAGCCCCCUCCAUAUCCACUGUGCUGGCCUGACCUCUCCUCCCAGGUCCUCUGCUGUCACCUGCCCUGAAUCUCACUCUGUCACCACCUCUCAGCACCAA